Molecule: messenger RNA, 6809 nt
Organism: Poecilia latipinna (sailfin molly)
Lineage: Eukaryota; Metazoa; Chordata; Actinopteri; Cyprinodontiformes; Poeciliidae
Gene: fign
Product: fidgetin
Exons: 3
Coding region: 341-2599 (752 amino acids)
Molecular function (GO): ATP hydrolysis activity; ATP binding; microtubule severing ATPase activity
Source: RefSeq, a predicted model, not a curated record
GUUUCUGACGCACAAAAUCUAAUUCCUAAAACACGCACGGGUCGUUGAAUAUAUUUAACUGCUGCCCAUUGGGGGUGACUUUCUUUGAAUUUGGCUCUCACCGGACGGAACAUGCGCAGUGGCGCGGCGUGCUGCCUUCAGUCAGUGGAGCAGCUGUCCAGGAUUUGGAAUUCCAACAUGGCAGAGGCUGUGGUCAGUCUUUCCCUGACUAACUUGGAAUGGUUUCAAAUCGAGAGCAGCUUCGCUUGAUCGCGGCGAGUCCCGUGUUCGUCCCUGCGUUCCGCGGAUCGAUGGUCCCGUAAACUGUGACUGCCCCGUCACCUCACACAGGCUUGAAGACAUGAUCACUAGCAGCAGUAUUUAUGGUCUAAAGAUGCAGUGGACCCCAGAGCACACACAAUGGGCAGAACAACACUUUGACAUCUCAUCCACUACCCGCUCCCCAGCACACAAAGUGGAGGCCUAUCGGGGGCACUUACAGCGAACAUACCAGUAUGCGUGGGCAAACGAUGACAUCUCUGCACUGACUGCCUCCAAUCUGCUCAAGAAAUAUGCAGAGAAGUACUCUGGGAUCCUAGAAGGCCCAAAUGAGAGAGCCCUGCUGUGUGCCUACUCCGAUAGCUCCAGUGGACUCGUGAAUGGACGAAAGUCGGAGAAUGAGUCCUGGCAGGAGGGGAUUUACCCAAUGAACUGUGCUCCAGAUGUUAUAUCUGUGAGCAAAGCUGGAAUGACAGCUGCCCUCCCCCCUACAGACGUGUCUGCGAGCAUAGGAAGCUCCCCAGGGGUGGCAGGCAGCUUGUCUGAGCCUAGCUACUCAAGUAGUAACUGUGGGAGUCAUCCAGCCACCACUCUUCACUCGGGCCUCCCCUCUCAGGAAUAUACUGCCAGUUACAAUGGCUCUUACCUGCAUUCCAGCUACAGCAGCCAGAGCACCCCCGCCCUCCCUUCCCCUCACCCCUCUCCUCUCCAGAGUGCUGGGCUUCUACAACCCCCUCCACCUCCACCUGCUUUAGUGCCAAGCUACAAUGCUGGGUCUCCCAACCUUCCCAACUACAGUUAUCCUCCAACAGGGUAUGCUUCACAGACUGCCGUGGGUCCUGGGUAUAGCCCUGGGGGAGCCCCACCACCACCUUCUGCUUAUCUACCGUCUGGCAUUGCAGCUCCCACUCCAAUACCUCCCUCCACUUUGCCUGGAUACACCUACCAGUCUCAUAAUCACACACCAAUCACACCUACACCUUUGAAUGGCAGCUCGUCCAACUCAUUAAAACGAAAAGCUUUCUACAUGAGCGGACAUGGAGAUGUGGACUCAAGCUACGGUAAUUUCAACUACAGCCAACAGCGCUCCUCACAGAGCCCUAUGUACAGAGUAGCAGACAGCAGUGUCUCAGACUCGAACAGGGGCACUGGCUUUGAAAGAAACACCGAGCCAUCGUCUUUAGCUUUUAAACCAACUAAACAGCAACUGGCUUCUGAUCAACAAAGAAAAUUUAACGUGCACUCUGGCAGAGCGCUAACUCCUCCAUCUUACGGAUCAACCAAAAACUCUGCAGGAGAUCUAAGAACUGGCGAGCCCUACAGCAAGUUUGGGUCUCCAAUCAUGAGCGAGCAAACUGAUGAGCACAGACAGCACCUCUCCCACUCCCUUUCAGGGCCUGAUUUAGGAACGGCUACCUCGUCCAUCCAUGCUGCAGAGGAACAAUUAAAGAACAGUGAUUCCAACCUGGUGGAAAUGGUCAACACGGAAAUCCUUCAGCAGGGCUCUCCGGUAGACUGGACUGACAUUGCAGGUCUGGAUAUGGCCAAAUCAACUAUUAAAGAGGAGAUAUUGUGGCCUAUUUUGAGACCUGACAUGUUUAGCGGACUUUCCACAUUACCUCGGAGUCUGCUAUUGUUUGGACCUCAGGGAACUGGUAAAACGCUACUGGCACGCUGCAUGGCCAGCCAGCUGGGGGCCACUUUGUUGCGGCUGAGUGGUUCAGCACUGGUGACCAAGUGGCUUGGAGAAGGAGGCAAGAUUAUCCAAGCUUCUUUCCUUGUAGCACGCUGUCGCCAACCAGCAGUAGUCCUAAUCAGCGAUGUGGAUCUGCUGCUGUCUGGCCAGCUUACCGAGGAGAGCCCUGUAAAUCACCUCAAGGCUGAGCUUCUCAUCCAGCUCGAUGGUAUUCUAACCUCCGCAGAGGACCAUGUUCUUGUGGUCUGCUCCACCAGUAAGCCAGAAGAGAUACCCGAGACCUUACGGAGGUACUUCACUAAGCGUUUGCUCAUCCCAUUGCCUGAUGGAACCGCACGCCAUCAGAUAAUCAGCCAACUUCUCUCGCAGCACAACUAUUGUCUCAGUGACAAAGAAAUUUCAUUAUUGGUUCAGAGGACAGAGGGUUUUUCUGGACUGGAUGUAGUCCAGCUGUGUCAAGAGGCUGUCGUUGGCUCUCUCCAUGGCAUUCCUGGGGCUGACCUUCCCAGCAUCCAUCCCAGUCAGAUGAGACCAGUCGCGUACCAAGACUUUGAAAAUGUAUUUUGCAAAUUCCAGCCGAGCAUAUCACAAAAAGAGCUUGAUGUGUACACUGAGUGGAAUAAAAUGUUUGGCUGUAGUCAGUGAAUGGAACCAGUUAAACACAGUUUCCUUAAAAUGUGCUAAGUAAAAACAGUGUUUGGUUCUUUUCAAACAAUAAGAAAACAGUGGUGAUAUCAGCAUUUUAUCUAGAGUUAUGGAAGCAAUCUGGACAUCCCACAGUGUUACGUGCUUAUUAAAGUAAAUUUAAAAGGAUGCCCCACUUUUUUGUAUAUAAAUAUACAAAUAUAUAUAGAUAUAAUGCUGAUUUUGAGAUUUUGUUGCUAUCAAGUGCCUGAGAUGGUGCUGUUUAAGUUUCAUUUUGCCUCACAAUCUUCAUUGGUGGUGUGCUUAUAUAAAAGAGCUUUACAAUGUGAAAGAAACCUUUGUUUUUUUUACUGCAAAAAGUGUUCAGCUUUGUCUGUUUUGUGCUCUCCGUGAACUGUUGUGGUUAAUUUCAGCUGAGUUAAAUUGAUUGGCAGAAUUUUCCCUGAGCAUAAUUACCUUGCACAGGUUUUAUGUGUGCAUGUGAUUUAUUUAAUCAUAGCAAAAUGGACAUGCACAUAUCUUUCAAAUUGUGUUUGCAUUAAAGACUUAAAUUUGGUUGCAGUAGCCCUUCCUUGGUAGGUUUGAGGAUAAAUUGGUCAAUGUGAUUUCAGUUUAAAUUAAUGCUCUCUAGAACUCUUAGGAUUUGUGAUAAAGAUGUGUUAAAAGCUUUAAAAUAUAUUUUUUAUUGGAGGAGGUUGAAAUGAUAAUGAAAUAUUUUUGCAGAUCCCAUAUUAUAUUUUGAGUACAUUAAUUUAAUAAGAAAUAAUAGUAUUAAAUCCCCACUGCUAUUGAUGCCCUUUCUUACAUUACUUUUUAAACCUCAUUUGCCAACAGGAGAGCACUAAGGGUGCGUUCACAAUUUCUUAAAAGUGACUGAAUAAAUUUACUCAAGUUGGAUUUUUCUACAUUUUGCAAUGUCUGAUUAUGCUAUUGCAGAACAAGAUUUAUUUAUUUUAAGGCUUUUUGCACAUCUUUAAGUUUGGAGGUUGUUAGUUGUGAAAUUCCUAAAAAUAUUUCUACAGCUAAUUACUAAGAGUAAUUCACACAUAAAUGUUGUACUAUAUUUUCCGUUUUCUUUUUGAAAACUCAGGAAUGUGUUGGUAAUAUGUACUACUAAGCUUGUAUUAAAAUACUACAUGUGAUAAACAUUUGCCUCACAUUUAAAAUUGCAUCAUUAAAAUAUAAAAGGUUUUUUUGGUAGCUCAAGAAUCUCAAGACGAGAAGGUUCCUGCAGUGAAUGUAUGAGGAGAUAAUUAUGGUUUAUUUGCAAACCUUAAAAAUCAAUUUGUUUAGGAUUCUCAGCUUUUAUUUAUUUUUUAAAUAGAAUUUGGUAUUGCAAUUACGGGUUUGCCUUUGGAAAUAAUGGCCCCAUUGUGUGGGUGAAAUUGCAGCCUUGAGCUAAUACAUUUUACAUUUUUGAUUUUUUUUUUUUUUUUCUUAUUUCCUGCUGGCUGCAAAGUCAGAAACCUUCACUUACAACAGAUACAAUGAUCCCGUUAUUUUAAUCCCAGCUUUGAGAUUAAAGUGUUCAACUUGUGCCGAGAGAAAUUUAAAAAUGCAGACAAACAUCUCAAGGUUGAGCGAGACAGCUGAUCCGUUGCCUCCUGUUGCCGUUUUUAUCGUUCAUGAAAACCCAAGGAUUAUGUACAGUGUAAGUUCCUUUGUACCUUAUGUUUAUCUCUGAAGGACAAAUUCACAGUGACAUCAAAAUGUCACAGCUUGCCCAUCUUAUUUCAUGAUGAUACCCAGCUAAAAACAAAAAGUAUUUUUGUGUAAAAUAUGCUUUACAUUUAUAUUUUUUUUUUGUUGUUUGUUUUUUUAAUGGCACACUUUGCCUUUGCCUUAGGACAAUUUGGUUUUAUCAUAUUAUUUUCAGUGCCUGGCGUUGUUGCUGUACAUUGUUUGAACCCUGAACCUGCAAAAUCAGAAAGAUGUUACAGAAACCCUAGUGAUUCUGUGUUCAUACUUUGUCUUAAAGUCUUUCAAUAAGAAGUUUACACAAGUGAUUUUACACUUUUCUUUAUCUCAAAUUCAUUAAUUUAGUCGCAUUCCUUAUAUUCUAAACUCACAGUUUUCGUACAAAAUACCACUUAUUUUUCCUCCCAUAUUUUAAACAGUUGCUCUAUUAUUAAACUGUUUGCUGCCAAUAAUUGCUAAAUUUCCAUAGAACAUUUCCAACAAUGUAUGAGUCAGUCUGAAAGCUUAAUUGGCAAGUAAAAGCACUGAAUGUAUUAUAAUGUGAGCAAAACACUCACACUGAAACAUGCCAGAGGAGAAGAGGGCACUGUUUGGGUACUUGUACAGAAACUGCAGAGGCACUGACAGACUUUUUUUCCUUGUAAGAAGGUGUCUUAAUACAAUAUUUCUUGAUGCUUUACCGUAUUUCAAUCUUCUAUCAAAUGCUAAGCAUUUUCUCAUUGAAACAUGGCUGGAACCAAUAACUUCUCAAGGUCUGGACUUUUAAAGAAUUUCCACGACGAUGGCACAAUUUGAGAAAGUUAUUCCUUAGUCCAGAGUGAUACUUGACUCUACUUUUACAUUAUGUUGAAUGCUUUAUCUGUAUUCCCAGUUAUAAUAUCUUUGCUGCAUUAUCUUUAAAACUGCACAAGUUUGUCAUUUGUAAAAUGAUUAUUAUAAGUCUGUAUAUGAAGAGACAAGUGUGUGUGUGAAUUGAGUGCCUAUAUGUUCCCUUAAGGGUGUGGGUCAUUUAUUUGAGUCCUGAUUACCUGCUGAGUCAGAUUUUUUUAGCUAAGAAUCACAUUGCAAAAUUUUCACAAAUAAUUACUCUGGAGUUUUUUUUUUUUUUUCUGCAUAGAAAUAAAUCUCCCAAAUUAUGUCAAGUGUGUCAUGUAGAGUCACAUGUUAAAAUUGUUUCAGAAAUCAUGUAGACACAUAGUCAUCCUGAAACAUUCAGAUGGCAGUGGUUCCAGUUAGAUGAUGAACAUUGGUUUAUCAUUUAUUGUUUUAUUUUUAACCUGGAAUGAAACUAAAAUCCUUUAUUUUCUUCUGUGUGCCUCCUCAUCAGCUUGCACCCUCACUGCCAUUUCAUCCCAUUUUGUACCACUGAAAGAACUACUAUAUUCUGUACCCAUGCACUGAAACCAUGGUGGUGAUUUAUUUGUGAUUGCAUCUUUGUGUUUUCAUGAACCAUGAAGAUAAAUCAUCAUCAUACCACUUAAUACACCUGAAUCUUGCAUAGAAUUAAAAUUAAAUUAUGUUUUACCUGAAGAUGUUUUAUGUUCUAUUCACGAUCAUGUUGGUUCUAAUCACCGUUUGAGCAGGCUGACUCUUAUUAAACCUGAUGGAAUGCAACUCUAGAUUAAACUACAACUCCUUGAAACCGCCUGUUGGUAAAUAUUGCUUAUUGAUUUUUUAUGUUCACCUUUUCUUACAGUAGACCACACAGAUCCUAUCCAUAUAACUCGGCAAUACUGUAGUAUGAAUGCAAAUAUUUCUAAUUGGUUUUGCAUAAAACAGCUUACCACUUGUAGCUUUAAAACAGCAUUACCUAAAUAAGAGUUGUGGUGGCCACAAAUUGACCUGUGAUCGUUACAAACAGUCCAGUAGUAAAAGGGUCAAUUUAUCCCAAAAUUUGCCAAGGCUUCAAAAUGUAAAGAAGAAAAUUGACCAGAACCUAUUACAUUUUUUCAAAAUAAUUUAUUAAUUGGUGUUCUUGAAUUUUCAGUGCUACCUUUGUGUAUUUACAAAAAACUGCAAACAUUUUUAGCAAUGUCUGUCAAUAGUGGAAACUUGUGACGAUUAUUAAAAACGUAGUCAAUCAACAGUUUACAGCUUUUUAUUUGAGCACAAACUGAAAAGCAUGAAUGGCACAAAAGUCAGAAAAUGUCUGAAAAUACAAACGUCUAACUGUAGUGGGUUGGGUUGUUAUUUCAUUUAAAAUUGGGCAUUGAAACCAUGAGUUGGGUGAACAAGCACACAUCUUACAGGUUCAAGAGCUCAGUGGUGAAUCAGAGAUGUGUGGUAAAAUAUAUCAAUCACCGGUGAUAUCAUGGAUAUUAAAAGAUCUGGUCCCGUCCAGUAAAAAGAAGUUUACAUACACUGCAUAAAAAGACACAACCUAUUUCUCAUUGUCUGACAUUAAAUCACACUUAACUUUUCUUUGGGUAUCUGGGGUUAUCAAAAAUAAUUACUAAUUUCCUGUCAGAAUAAUCAGAGUGAUAAAUUUUUUGAAGAUAUUUGAUUAACUUUU